Molecule: messenger RNA, 3123 nt
Organism: Sciurus carolinensis (gray squirrel)
Lineage: Eukaryota; Metazoa; Chordata; Mammalia; Rodentia; Sciuridae
Gene: Clec14a
Product: C-type lectin domain containing 14A
Exons: 1
Coding region: 149-1621 (490 amino acids)
Biological process (GO): cell migration
Cellular component (GO): extracellular matrix; external side of plasma membrane
Molecular function (GO): extracellular matrix protein binding; extracellular matrix binding
Source: RefSeq, a predicted model, not a curated record
CAGUUGGGGAACGAGGGCGGAGGAGAAGGGAGGGGUCACCCAGUGGGGGGAGCCAGCUGCCUAGGGCGGUGACCGCGCUCCAGAAACUCCGCGCACUGGGGCAGGACAGAUCUAAAUUGGGAGCAGCUGUGGGCAGAGGGCCUCCACGAUGAGGCCGGCUCUCGCCUUGUGUUUCCUCUGUCAGGCGUUCUGGCCCAGGCCUGGUGGUGGAGAGCACCCUACCGCCGACCGCGCGGGUUGCUCAGCCUCGGGGGCUUGCUACAGUCUGCACCACGCUACCAUCAAGCGACUGGCGGCGGAGGAGGCCUGCAACCUGCGCGGCGGGUCUCUGAGCACAGUGCAUGGUGGUGCUGAGCUGCGUGCUGUGCUCGCGCUCCUGAGGGCAGGCCCCGGGCCUGGAGGAGGCUCCAAAGACCUUCUGUUCUGGGUCGCCCUGGAGCGCGGACGUUCUCACUGCACCCUGGAGAACGAGCCAUUGCGGGGUUUCUCCUGGUUGUCCCCCGACGUCGGAGAGUCCAAAAACGACACGCUGCAGUGGGUAGAGGAGCCACAACUCUCUUGUACUGCGCGGAGGUGCGCGGGACUCCAGGCCACCGGUGGGGUGGAGCCCGCGGGCUGGAAGGAGAUGCGUUGCCACCUGCGCGCCAAUGGCUACCUGUGCAAAUACAAGUUUGAGAGUUUGUGCCCCGCGCCGCACCCCGGUGCCGCCUCUAACUUGAGCUACCGCGCUCCCUUCCAGAUGUACAGCUCCUCUUUGGACUUCAGUCCUCCUGGGACUAAGGUGAGUGCGCGCUGCCCGGGGGAGCUCUCCAUCUCAGUCACCUGCAUCGAGGAAGAGAAUGGCGCUCGUUGGGAAGGGCUGCCCCCCGGGGCGGUGCUCUGUCCCUGCCCGGGGAGGUAUCUCCGUGCUGGCAAAUGCUCGGAGCUCUCUAACUGCCUAGAUGACCAGGGAGGCUUUUCCUGUGAAUGUGCUUCAGGCUUCGAGUUGGGGAAAGACGGACGCUCUUGUGUGACCAAGUGGAAAGGACAGCCGACCCCUGGGGUAACCAAGGGGCUCCCAAGGCACCAGCUGGCCACUGAAACCAGCCCAGUGCCAAAGAGAACGUGGUCACCCCCAGUCCAUGAAAAGCCAGGAGAGAUACCCCGUGUCACUGGACAAGACAGUUUUGCAACGUCUGUUUCUGAGAUUCUUCAUUGGGGAGCACAGAGCACGAUAUCAACCCUUCAAAUGUCCCCUCAAAUCAAGUCAAAGGCCACCAUCACCCCAUCAGGAAGCAUGACCCCCAUGUUAAAUUCCACAUCGUCCUCUCCCAUUCCCCAUACUUUGGAUUCCUCCUCCACCGUGGUUUUCAUACUUGUGAGCAUAGCAGUAGUAGUAUUGGUAAUCUUGACCAUGACGGUGCUAGGGCUUUUCAAACUCUGCUUUCACAAGAACCCUCAGUCCCCAUCAAGAAAGGGGCCUUUGGCCCCGAGGGGCAUGGAACCUGAUGCUGAGACAGCUACUUUGCGUUCCAGUUCUGCACAUUGUACAGACAAUGGGGUGAAGGUUGGGAACUGUGUGCGGGACAGAGCAGAGGGCGCCUCGCUGUCGGGGUCCUCCCUUGGCUCUAGGAACACGUAGGGAAAGAGAGAACACGGACAUUCCUUGUGAGCAUCCUUUUCUCAAUUUCAAGGAAAAGGGAAAAGAAGUACUUGUGGGAUGCUGAGUCCUACAGAAAUUCCCUUCUUUUACUAAAUUUCCUCUACUCCACCAAGGAGCUAAAUCUGAACAGCAUACCCAUUCCUGGAAAGUGGAAGAGGUGGAAGUACCUUAGUGUUGUACUGGAGGGCAGGGUGGUAUGGGGGAGCAGUAUUUUCUUAUGUUCUGGAGAAUUACGAGAAGUAAUAGAACAAUUCAAGGCUCUGGAAGCAAAUAGAAAACGAUACGUUUUUAAAGUUUUAAAGUUCCACCAAAAUGGGAAGGAAAUCUGUCUAUAUUGUUCAGGCUGGAAACAUAUUGAUUUGAAAUUCCCAGGCAAAAAAUAAAAGAUUAUUAAUAACCCAGACUGAAAUAUGUUUGGCUUCCACAGGAGUAAUUAUUUAGGAAUAAUUUAGGAGCAUGCUGGGAAUAACAAACUCUGGGGCCUGCUGGGAAUAGUUACAAGGGUACCUAUUGCUUUUAAGGUUGAAGGGAAAGUUCUUAAGCCCUGUGAUAGGAACAGAUUUUUCAUAACUGGUAACUUUUCCCUUUGUUCUUUUAUCCUUUGCUUUCAAAGUCACUGCUACUUGUGUGCUCUGCUAUAAAUCCAAAGUGUAGUGUUUCCAGAGUUUCUAGUUCUGGAAGCAAAUUAUAGUUGACCACCAAUUCAAGUGUUUUCUGUGUGCCCUUGCCCAAGGAAACAAAUGAUUUGUGUUUUCCCUUUCCAAUGUUUGUGCUCUCUAGUGUAAUGACCUCCGCAACCAAAUCUCCUUAUCCUAAAUAUUAGGAUGCUGAUCCUCACUUCCAAUUAUGGUGAUGUUAAUUCUCAAUUAAAACGUUAAUGCUAAGUAUUGAUUUGAAAUCUUCUGGGUGCAUUAAAGCAAAAGUAAACUGGGUUUCUUCCAAAGUUGGUAGAUGCUUGUGCACUUUUUAAUUCAUGAAAAAACUUGACUGUCACACCAUUUCCUUUUCUUCUAAAUAAGCGUGUGCAGUCACAAUACAUGUUUAUCUUGGAAUAAUUACAAUUUAACAAGAGUCUCCCUUGACAAAGGCAUGACAAAUAGUUCUUUGCAAGAAUUAACAGAAGAAAGAAAUGAUAAAUUAAAAAAUCUAUCAUUGAGUUAUGAUUUGGGGUAUUAGUAAUCAAAAUGAAGCAUUUCUGUGACAAAAAAAUUAAGACAUAAUAAAAAUUACUAUGUAGAGGUGUCAAGGUCUCUGAUUCCUAAGUGCUAAGAGUUUAAGAGUAUAGGUAUUGGCUCAUGGAGAGAGCUAGAGAAACAAGUACAGUAAUGGGGGAAAACAAAAAUAGGAAAAAGCUUAUGUUACAUUUACUUUGAUGUACUUCGUGUAUAAUGUAUACAAAGGAGGAUGGACCUUAAAUGACCCAAAUUAGUAAAUGACCAAAAAAAAAAAAAUCUAGUAGAAAAUUGAAACAGCUCAAUGCA